Peniophora sp. CBMAI 1063 is the source of this 1173-nucleotide messenger RNA. Lineage: Eukaryota; Fungi; Basidiomycota; Agaricomycetes; Russulales; Peniophoraceae. The record is from the annotation of a GenBank genome assembly.
AUGCCUGCCGCACUCAUGUCGUACGAUGAGCCGCCUGUAUUGCUGCCUGCGACAGUACCACCUGAGUUUGUGAAGGGAGGCGGUGAUUGGCUAUGCAUGUUCAACCCGAGCGUGCGGCGUGUCAUGGACAUCAAGCAGCAAGCGGUGAUAUCGCACAACAGGCAGGUAUACAGCGUCGGCUUUUCAUCUGACUGUUCUCGGGUCGCCGUGGGCGUAGACAGCGGUGUAUAUCUGUACGACGUUCACGGUUCUGGCAAGCACAAGUUAGAGUGCUGCGACGUGGAUACGGGGGAGGGGCCGAGCUCGAACCCUGUCCGUAGCGUAGCGUUCAGUCCCGACGGCACCAUGCUCGCCGCGGCUGCAGACGACAUGAAGAUACGAAUCUGGCAACUGCCUACCUGUGAACUAGCACACACACUCGUCGGACAUCAGCGCGAGAUCACCUCGAUUGCAUUCACUGCGGACAGUGCCACAAUUAUAUCAGCGUCCGGAGACCGUACCCUACGCCUAUGGACUCUGCCGCUGUUCUCCGACUACUACUCAAGCUUCUACUCGUCUGCAUCUGAUGGCUCAGCCUCGCCCGAGCCUGAGGACCUGGACAUUGCAGACGUCACCGACGAGAUUGAAUGCACCGUACUCUCCAUAGAAGCUGACUUCACGGUCGCCGCAACUGCCUUGACGUCGCUCGCUUUAUCGCCAGACCGACUGUAUGCUGCAGUCGGUACAUCCGGAGGCAUGAUACGUAUCUGGAACCUACAAGACUGCGCGCCUAUUGGUGAAUGGCAAGCGCACGACCGCGAGAUCUUCACACUGCACUGGGGCCGCUCUGGCCUCGUCUCCGGCGGUCGCGACCGGAAGCUUGUCCGCUGGAGCCUGCCAUCUCACACACUCCACCCAUUUGUUGCCCCUGGAGUCGAUGCGAAGAAGACGAUGAAACACGAAGAAUAUGUCCUCGCGGCGGCAACGGCCCAGCAUGGACGCGUGCCCCGCGCGGCCUCCGGUAGCCGCGAUGGACGGUUGCAGCUAUGGGACCCGAAGACGGGCGAGUUGCUGUUCUGCGUUAUUGGACAUAAGAAUAGCGUGACGGCCGUCGACCUGAGCCAAGACGGGGCGCUCUUGGUAUCGGGGAGUGGAGACGGCGAAGUCAGAAUAUGGAGUUAUACCAUCAUUUGA